GCUGAAUGGAAAACGUCCCGGGCACCCUUCGCGGACGACUCGGGUUUCCCUCAGUUUACGCAGGGCGCCACAAAAGGGCGGAUUGUUUACGCUGUGUUUACCUGCGACCAGGUAAACUGUGAGAUGCCUUGGAGGUGGGGUAAUCAGGUGCGCCGUGGCAAAAGGUGAUGACUCGCCCGGCCAGAACUCGAUAUCUUCCCGCCCAGACAUAAAAGGAGCCGGGAGAUUACGGGUGCAGAUAGCUCACCCAUCCCUCUCCCUCAGAACCCACCCGCGUUAUCUAAAUCAUCGCCACUUAAGAGCAAGGGGAAUGAGAAUGGCAAACACGGCUUAAAGGUGGCGGUGGCGUAUCGUAGCUGACCAAACACGAGGCUUGACAAUAUGAAAGGGCGGGCUUCCCACCUGAUGUGUAUUGAUAAAACACCGUAAUAAGAUUUCACGGGCUGGCCUGAUAAACGUUAGGAGAUCCGACGGUGGGGAGAGGAGAGGGGAGGCGUGUAUGGGGGUCGGGCCGCUGAUUGGUGAGGGAUUUUGUGAAUCAUCCUCCCGGAGAGGUCACGUGUUCUGGCGUAGUAUACAACUACGUCAGGGCCGGAGCGACCAACCAGUCUAGAGUUACGACACGUCCUCGACGCAAGACAUACUCACACAGAGACACCACGUUUUUUUCUUAAGGCGUCGAACCCACGUCCUGCCGUUUUCGGUCACAAGUCCACGUACGACUUUGCUGUUCUUUCUUCUAACAGUGUCUGUAGUGAAAACCCUCGUGGCUUACGUGCCAGUUGGAAACUUCCGGUAUUCUGACAGCCUUCGUCGGAAACCAAACAGUUUUCACGUUGAUAGUUGAACGUUGGGACAGGUAUUUUCACUGCACCGCAACAAGGCAGCUGUGCGACUCUAACCAGGAGACGUCUUUCUACAAAUCUCGAGAGAAAGAAACUUACAAUGAUGUACGGUUCGUCGCCGAUCCUUACCUGCUCCGUUCCUCGGAUCACCCCGUACCCACCGCCGCCGCCGAUCUUCUCCAGCGCCCCUGGCUUCCCGACCCCGCCCGCCACCACUCUACAGACCGCCCCGUGGCUCCAGAUACCCGUCAGGGCACCGUACUCGCCGCCCGUGCCGUACGUGUACGAAGGCCAGCUCGUCCGCGACAUCCUGCCGACAGACCCCUGUAAACAGGCGCUCCUCAUGGCUUCUCAGGCGGCGGGACUCACAGGUGUCACCGACUACCCAGACGACUCGAAGCCGACGAAGCAGCGCCGCAGCCGUGCGAACUACAGCCAGUGGCAGCUGGAGGAGCUGGAGAAGGCGUUUGAGACGACUCAGUACCCGGACAUCUUCAUGCGGGAGGCGCUGGCGCUCAGACUGGACCUGAUAGAGGCCCGGGUACAGGUCUGGUUCCAGAACCGCCGUGCCAAACUCCGUCGUCAGCUCAAACUUCAAGGCAAGGACCCAAAAGAGGCCCUGAAACCUCCCAACUCCAACAAGAACAGCGAGGACAACGACAUCAGCGGCAGCGGCAGCGACAGCGACCCGGACGAGAAGGCAGAAUACAAGAAAGAGAAGCCGAAGUUCUCUUGGCCCGGGAUGAGACCGAAGGGAGAGCCCGAGAUGGUUGCGCCACCCUUCGCGGGUGUCCUGCAGGGUCUGCCCGCCGGGAAGAAGGAGGCACUCGGUGGGAAAUCUACGGGGUCGAACCACGAGGAGGCGGGGAGGAGAGAUAGCAGCAUCGCCAAACUCAGGUCCAAGGCUAAAGAACACCUGGCGAAUAUCGAGGCCAUCUGGACGGAAAGGAGUUCGAGCGAAAGUGAGAAGGAGGAAGAAACGAGUUCAGACUCUGGGAAAGAGAACGUUGAAGUCGACGUUGACGUUGAGAGUUUGUAGCUACAUUUUCAAAAUUCUUUCGUCUUAGACUUGUAGCAGAUCUUUGUUCCUGUUGUACAAACAUUGAAUAUGUACCCAGCUCUAGUAUGGAAAUUUGUUAGGUUAGAUGUUUUUUUGUAAUCACGAAGUGCGGGUCACUCUCAGAGUAUUUUCUAACGUAAUGAUAGUGACAUUGUUUUUUGUACCCAGCUAGUCUAGGUACCAGCAAGGCAGAAACCAUACUAACAAUAACUCAUCAAAUAGUCCUUUUGUAAAAGUCCUCUUGUUUUGUAUUUUGUCAUCAGACUGGGGGACCACUCGGUUUUCAACAAUGUAACAUGCAUGCAUGUAUGCAUGUACGUAAUGCGGUGUUUGUUAGUAUGUAUGUAUGUAUGUAUGUACAGUAAUAUUUUUUUUUACUUUUCUUAUCGGUUCGUUAGAAAUAUCGAGCAUAUCACUGCUUUCCAAGCAUCUACAUGUAUGAAAAACUAAACCAUUCUAAAUCAUGUGAACACUAAGAAAAAAAAUAACUAUCGUAAUUCCUAUAUGCUAUACGGUACAGUAUUUUGUGAACUUCUGGAAAGAACGGCAAUGAUCCUUGCGAAAAUAUGCAAUAAGGUUUUCAUCUUGUUUAGACAUUCAUGUCUUCAAUAUAUUGCAAUCUUUACCCUUCUGUGCAAAUGUACACAGCAGUAGAAGUAUUAUAGAGUGCAGUAUCGCUAGAGUAAGUACAUUCAUUCGAAUUAUAUGAACUCCACAAGAGUCGUGUCUAUUCAAGUGAAGUUAGUGCAAACCAUUUCAUGCGACUCUGUUUUGUGUUUUGUUUUUUAGUUACAGGUUUUUUUGUAAAUAAUUGAAGUAUCUUAAGUUUGUGUAAAUAUUUACAGGUACAGUUUGACGCUGCAUUUCAGAAAGGAGCUGAACAUUUUUGUAACAGAAGUGUUAUCAUAUUCUCAUCUCAAACAUUCAAGAAUCACGAUGUGUAUCUAUUUCAUAAUCGGUAACGACAACGGCUUUGUACGUCGAAGGAAGGUCGCAUUUCCCAACCAAAGAUUUGAAUAAAGAAAUGAGAAAGU
Molecule: messenger RNA, 2939 nt
Organism: Branchiostoma floridae (Florida lancelet)
Lineage: Eukaryota; Metazoa; Chordata; Leptocardii; Amphioxiformes; Branchiostomatidae
Product: retinal homeobox protein Rx1-like
Exons: 4
Coding region: 946-1884 (312 amino acids)
Biological process (GO): regulation of transcription by RNA polymerase II
Molecular function (GO): RNA polymerase II transcription regulatory region sequence-specific DNA binding; DNA-binding transcription factor activity, RNA polymerase II-specific
Source: RefSeq, a predicted model, not a curated record